AAAUUACUCUUCGUCUUCACUCUUUCAGGGUUCAGAGCAACAUAGUAACAGAGAUGGAUUUCUCUCCCCUGACGGAAGCAGUGGCGUCGAAAUCGUUUGAGAAGAUCGCCGACAUCUGCGAUAGCAUCUUGCUUCAGGCGGCAGCAGAGGGUGUUCCUUUUCAAGGGGAAUGGCCUUUUACAAUUCAUCUUCUGGGCCACAUCUAUGUUAAUGAUAUUAACAGUGCACGAUUUCUUUGGAAGACAAUACCUUCAGCCAUCAAGGAGAGCCAACCAGAGGCGGUUGCAGCAUGGAAAAUUGGUCAAAAGUUGUGGAUGAGGGACUAUGCUGGUGUGCAUGAGGCUCUUCAUGGGUUUGAUUGGAGUCAAGAAGCAAAGCUUCUCGUAACUGCAUUUUCAGAGCUUUACUGUAAGAGGAUGUUUGAGCUGCUGGCAUCUGCUUAUGCAACAAUAAGCAUCCAAGAUACAGCUCUAUUUCUUGGGAUGAAUGAGGAUGAUGUGACAAAUUAUGUCUUGCGGCAAGGUUGGGCUCUGGAUCCUGCUUCUCAAAUGCUGACUGUGAAGAAGACGCCUGUUGUGAUGGAACGGAAACUUGAUCCCAGCAAACUACAGCGCUUGACAGAAUAUGUGUUCCACCUUGAACACUAAUCAAAGUUUUGGAGCUUCUUCGUCUUGCCUGCAAAACUGAAUCAAAUCCUUUGGGUUUGCUAGUUGAAGGAAGCAAAUGCUUUGAAUGGAACCAAUAUCUAGGAGCUUCUCUGAUUGUUAUUUUGUUUCAAAUUUGUCUUGCACAUUUGGAAAUAGCUUCACCAUUUACGUAUCAUCCUGGCAAACGUUUCCCAAAGGUAUAAAGAGCAUGUUUUAUU
Rubroshorea leprosula is the source of this 865-nucleotide messenger RNA. Lineage: Eukaryota; Viridiplantae; Streptophyta; Magnoliopsida; Malvales; Dipterocarpaceae. The record is from the annotation of a GenBank genome assembly.